Molecule: messenger RNA, 159 nt
Organism: Diversispora eburnea
Lineage: Eukaryota; Fungi; Glomeromycota; Glomeromycetes; Diversisporales; Diversisporaceae
Source: the annotation of a GenBank genome assembly
AAAGUAAUAAUUCAGAUUCUAUUGAGUUUGAAGAUAAGGAAAGUAAUUCAGAAUCAGAAUCUGAAAGUGAUAGUGAUAAUGAUAAGGAAAUUUUAGAUGAAAUUCCAGUAAUAAUGGGAGACUCAUUAGUUAAAACUGAAUUAAAUGUUGAUACUUUAA